UCAUUGACGAUCGCUGGCAUAUAAAGCGAGCCGCUUCAGUCGUAAGUGAUUGAAGCAACGGAUCGGACGUCGAACAAGAUAUACUCGUACAUAGAUACAUAUACUAUACUCGUACUAUACACCAACAAAAUGGCUAACAAAGGAAACCACCUGAUGCUCGCGUUGCUCGUGAUUAGCGCCUGUUUGGCCACAACUUUGGGGGCCGGUGACUGCCCCUCUUCGACGAAGGUGCAGAACUGCACGCCCAAGUGCCUGCACGACAGCGAGUGCAGCGCCAUUGGGGGCAAGUGCUGCCCGAACUUGUGCAAUAGCCGGAGCUGCGUACAGCCGAACCUUCUGGGGAAUUCGGGAGGCAACAGCUCGCCCUUCAGCAGCAAAAACUCUGGCGGCGCCACGGGCAUCUACUGCGGCAACGUCAAGUGCAACAGCUUCGAGAAGUGCGGAAUGGACCGCUCCACCAAGCGACCAAUGUGCAUGCGCAGCUAGACUUGGGCAACAUUUACAAGCAGUAACAACAUUCAAUAAAUUUGGCACCAAAUGUCACAAUCUCUUACUGUACUGUACAUGUAUUUUAUAAA
This is a messenger RNA of Scaptodrosophila lebanonensis, 578 nucleotides long. Its product is annotated as WAP four-disulfide core domain protein 2. The record is from RefSeq and is a predicted model, not a curated record. Gene Ontology annotation, cellular component: extracellular region. Gene Ontology annotation, molecular function: peptidase inhibitor activity. The coding region runs from base 130 to 486 and encodes 118 amino acids. The transcript has 4 exons. Lineage: Eukaryota; Metazoa; Arthropoda; Insecta; Diptera; Drosophilidae.